GUUGGAUUGCGAUCCGCCAAACCCACACAGAAGAAGAAUAAACGCUUGUGGUUUGUUGUCAAUCGCUAAUGACGAUGUAGUGUGCAGCUGCUGAGCAUACUGAUCAAUCUCUUCUUGUGUUUACUUUCCCUGCGGCGGCAACAGAGGAGAGAACGGCAACUUUUGCAGUCCGUGUUACUGGAAUAAACAAGAUUGAGAGGACCCCUAUAGCGGCUCGCUGUCAGCAUUUGCUGAGUUUCCACGUGACAGCCAAAACAAGAUGAAGCGGCAGGAGAGAGGGCAUCAGCGACAGAGAAAGUGAAGCCCGGGGCUCUCCCGCUUUGGCCAAGCCUCAAGAGGAGCCUCCGAACCUGGAGCAGGGCCCUGACACACCCCGGGGUGAUCGCCAAAUUCAAACAUACUUGCUUAUGACCUCGUAUCUACUCGGGUUACACUUCUUCAUCAGAUGGCGUUCUGCCUGGCUGAGCUACACUUGUGGUCCACCAAGAGCUCACUCCAAGUCAAAGAUACGGAUAUUGGCACCUAUCAGUACUAUGAUAAAGGAGAGCCAGCCAAUCCACUGGAGCAUCACUACUACAAGGAGAAACUCCAUUUUUCUGAGGCUCGAGGCUAUUCGUGGACCCCCAGGAACCGCCGUCCCGAGAAGCUCCGCGAUUCGCUAAAGGAGUUGGAGGAACUGUUGCAGACCAACAAAUGCAUUCGCACCAGAUGGAGGAACAAGCACUGCUGCCAGUUGAUGCUAAGCAGUGGAGUCCUGGUGACCCUGACCCUAAAUGGACCCCAGCUGGACAGAGUAUGUGUAGACCGCACACUAGUGAGCCGACUACCAGCUAACACAGUCACUGAUGUGGUGCUGAGCGAUAGGCUGAUCCUGCUGUCCUUCCUGGAGCAGAACCAAGUGGGCGUGGUCUACCUCAACAAGAAGAACCAGGACUCCCCAGAGAAACUCUCGCCCUCUGAAAUCAAGGCGGUGUGUGCGGAGGUGUGUGGGACGGGGCGCAGGCUGGUCAGGCGCGUGGCUCUCAACCGUCUCCAGGAUAUGGCGCUGUGCUGGUGGAACCUGGAGGACCCCAGUGAUGAGCUGUGGCCCUGGGCUCCCACACACACACACAGGAAUAACCUGGUCCUGCUCAGCUGCUCACCUACUGAAGGCCUCAAGGUCUUGAGCUCUGUCCGAACAGAAGGCAGUCUUCUGGACUGCUGCUUCAGUCGGCUCCAGCCCUACCAGAUUCUGACCGUAGAGCUGCCCACAGGGCCCCAGCCGCGAGGACCCGGAGAGGCAUCCUGGGCCGAAGCUUGUGUGUACGAAUGUGCACGGGGGCGUCUGCACCGCCUGUCUGUCACCCACAUCCCACUGUCAUCCCACCCUGUCUCUUGCUCUCGUCACCCCUCAGAGGCCACGCUGCUCCUGGGCCUCAGUGACUCCUCCCUGGUCCUCUACGACCAGCGACGGGGGGUUUCCCUCCAAGCCUCCUGUCCUGUCCCACCCACCCUCCUUGCCUGGCACCCUGCAGGGGCUGUGGUAGUGGUAGGGGGAGGACAGGCGGAGCUGAUGUGCUUUGAUGUGGGGCUGGCACCACUCGGCCUGGCGUUGGUAGCGGAGGAGGUAGCCUCUUCUGCUACACUCAGGCUAGCUCAGCACCUGCGCUGCUCUGGCGGGCUGGAGGCGCUGCAGUGGGGGACAGGCCUGGACGGAGGCCCAGAGGGGACAGAUGUGCUGAUGUUAGCCUUUCAUUGUGGACCACUCGCGGCCUUGAGAUUCCGACUAGGGGCUCUGUCCGGGGGCCAGAUGGGACCAGGGGAGCUGCUGCAGCAGAGGCUGCGCUGUGGCCAGGUCAGCCAGGCGCUGGGCAUCCUUGAGGCCAUGGACUGGAGCACCAUGGGAGACGAGUGCUACCAAGGCCUGAGCUCAGUCACCAACUACCUGCUGAGGCUGGAGCUCAACGCAGAGAGAGAGGCCCAACUAGAAGCAGCCCUGGGUGUGUUUUACACCCCACCAGUCCCCCACUCUGAUGCAGUGCUACUGGAAUACAGGGAGCCAAUCAGCAAGUACGCCCGCCGCUUCUUUCACCACCUCCUCAGACACCAGCGCUUUGAGAAGGCCUUCCUCCUAGCUGUUGAUAUAGAAGCCAGAGACUUGUUCAUGGACCUCCAUUAUGUUGCCAGCGAUAAGGGCGAGGUGGUGCUAGCGGAUGUGGCCAAGAGGAAAGCUAAUGAAAUCGAGGCCCAGGCCAUCGCAGACGCCGAAAAGCCUCCAAGAGGAAAAAAUGGUGUGUGUGCUUCGAGCCUUGGGGACAGACAGACAGAGAGGAACCAGGGUGCAACAGGACCUUCCUUUCCAGACACUCCCACGUCAUAUGGCACUGGAGGAGCCAAUCAGAGGAGAGCGCAGGAAGCGAACAUACGGGUGACUCUGAGCGCAGAUGCCAUCAGGGCAUGGAGACAAACAGGAACGGCUCCGCUUGACAGAGAUGACAUGAAUGAGGACGACGACCCCGGGAUGCUCACCGUGGUUCAUUUGGGAUUGGUCUAAGAAAAACAUUGUCACUGACUUUGUUAAAUCGGGCGGGUUAUUUUUGUCCACAUUUUAUACCCAGUUAAUUACUCACACUUUUACCUGUGUGGGGAACUCACUUUUCUAUUUUUGUACAGAGCUGCACAUGCUCGCACAGAUGUCUGAUCGCAAUGUGAAUGUAUAUCUUUAGUUUUGUGUUGUGAAGCUUUGAUAACGAGUUGUAAAUUGCGGACUGAGAGCUGAAAGGUUUGUCUUAUAAACCAAAAGCCUUCAUUGAAGGACUUGUCAUGUUAUGUAUAUGGAAUUUCAAGUCAAGUCAAAAUGACUGAAGGGCUUGGAGCUCCAUGGUGGUGAAUUCAAGUCAUUUGCCGUCUUAGUGAAGCCUAAACCAAAUGAACCUUAAAAAGAAAACAGUUACACAGGGUCUUGCCUUCACAAAAUGACAGAAAAAUGUUUUAAACCUUGCCAUUAAUCAGGCUGAAAAAAAUAAAGACUUCCUCUAUACUU
Messenger RNA from Myripristis murdjan (pinecone soldierfish), 3022 nucleotides. It is a transcript of the gene wdpcp, whose product is annotated as WD repeat containing planar cell polarity effector. Gene Ontology annotation, molecular function: protein binding. The transcript is spliced from 21 exons. Lineage: Eukaryota; Metazoa; Chordata; Actinopteri; Holocentriformes; Holocentridae. Gene Ontology annotation, cellular component: axonemal basal plate. The record is from RefSeq and is a predicted model, not a curated record. Gene Ontology annotation, biological process: cilium organization; nervous system development; establishment of protein localization. Bases 446 to 2533 code for a protein of 695 amino acids.